CUGAUGUUACUUGUUCUUGGUAAAACAUGACCAUCUUACAUCACACGCUAAUCCGAUCGCCAUUUUCACCAUGUUUCGCCAGCGGCAUGUGGCGUAAGUCCCUGCAAUGUACUGGGACAUGCUGUAGCUGCAUGGAUCACUAGGAACCCAUUCCUUCCUGAUAUAUCAACUCUCAAAUCUUCAAGGCGUCUCAGUUACCCGAGAUCUAUAGAAGCACACAACUUCGUCAUGCAAUAAUCUUGAGAUGGUCAUCAUGGUAUUUUCACUUCAACCCGGUUCAACGACUAGUGCAGGCGCCGUGUAUAAGAGUGGAGCGGCCGUCCCUUCGCCUGUUCCCUUAUUUACCUUAUCUCCAAAGGAUGAACAGCAAUUCAGAUAUCAAGUCGCGAGUUAACUAUGCAAUCAACCAAGAGGUUGAAGUCCGGAUCCGGGCAAAUGUCUGGGUAGUAGGAAUUAUAGUCGGCAUCCUUGAAGUCGCAAAAAGGUGUACCCGCUCUGCGUAUAGAAUUGUCUAUACGUCGGAGGACCAACAACAUACCGCGCAAUUCGAGCCGGAGGACGUCCGUCCAAAGGAAAACACGAAAGACUCCGAGCAGCGAAAUGUCCCUCCUUGAGUAUGCCGCAAUGUGUUUAGUUGAUUCCCUCAUUUCUCCUCCGAAAAGUACUAUUUACCUUGACAUGCUCAAUUUGUUUCAAUACAUUUACUUCAAUGGACGAAUUCGCGUGCUU
Molecule: messenger RNA, 729 nt
Organism: Serpula lacrymans var. lacrymans S7.9
Lineage: Eukaryota; Fungi; Basidiomycota; Agaricomycetes; Boletales; Serpulaceae
Exons: 4
Coding region: 360-614 (84 amino acids)
Source: RefSeq, a predicted model, not a curated record